AUGACUGGCACGCGGGCCGCGGCUGGCGUGUCUGGUUCUGAAUACCAAGAAAUGGGAACACUUCAGAAGUUCCUCGCCAAGCAACCAAAAGCAUCCAUCGACGCGGACCAAGUUGGUUUGCGGGUGGCCAGGAACUGCAUCCUCUCACCUGAUUCUGGAAUCUGGAUUUCUUCUUUGCCAGCCCUCUCGGCCAUUCUCUUCGUGUCUCUCUUCAGUCUCGGCUUUGCUCUCGGCGCUGCCGUCUGUUCUUGGGGCCUGAAGGCUGCUGCGCCAGCGCGCCCAUCCCGUCGCGGCGUUGCCUUGACUCAACGCUCUCACUGUGCCAUGAAGAGCCAUGGCGUCUGCAAGCAAAUGCAAAAGCUCGGCGAGGCUGGGCAUUUACGCGACGUCCAAAACAAGACUGGCACUCUUGGGGCAUGCGGAGAGGUUCCAGGGCCCAUUAGCGCUCGUAAAUCCGUUCAAGCCCCCCCGGACGCCACCUGCGUAGUGCUAACCAGGGGACUUAUCCUCGCAUUUUCACCCGUCCGACCCGUCGCCUACGACUCCAUUGCCGUGCAGGCGUUUGUCCCAAUGAAAGAUACCUCUCCUACACCCCCUGGUUUUUGUGGCUUGCGAUUAAUCUUGGAUUUCUAUGUUGCCUCGCGAAACUCGAUACUUAGGUAUCUGAGCUCGACGGCGCGAACGACAUGA
Molecule: messenger RNA, 690 nt
Organism: Colletotrichum lupini
Lineage: Eukaryota; Fungi; Ascomycota; Sordariomycetes; Glomerellales; Glomerellaceae
Exons: 4
Coding region: 1-690 (229 amino acids)
Source: RefSeq, a predicted model, not a curated record